Tetrahymena thermophila SB210 is the source of this 4992-nucleotide messenger RNA. RefSeq names its product calpain family cysteine protease. The transcript is spliced from 4 exons. Lineage: Eukaryota; Ciliophora; Oligohymenophorea; Hymenostomatida; Tetrahymenidae. Gene Ontology annotation, cellular component: membrane. Gene Ontology annotation, molecular function: calcium ion binding. The record is from RefSeq and is a predicted model, not a curated record.
AUGAUUAAAAAAAUUGUGUUACUUUUACUUCUACUAUACUUCUGUAUGGCUUAGCAGUAGCAGCAAUAAUAUGAUUUUAUUUAUUAGUAAAAUCAAAUGUCUUCUUAGCUGUUCAAAAAUUCCUAACUGAACAUUCUCUAGAUGAAAUCAAGCUCACUCUACACUGUUGUUGCAGCAGGAUAAUCUGGUUUGUGGUGGAUAAAUAAUACUUCUACUUAAUUAAUAGAAUCAGCUACUGUGAGCCUUAAAAAUUAAGAUUAGGUAAGCGCUCUUGCUAUUACAGCUGAUGGAAAUUAUCUGCUAAAUAAUUACUAAAACAAGCUUUCACUCUUUAAGGUCAAUCCAAAUGAUUUUUCUAUGACUUUACUGAGAUAGGGAUAAAACUCGCUAGCUAUCACUGACAUAUUUUUAACAAGUAAUGAAAAAAUAGCUAUUAUUGUUGGUGAAAAAGGUUCUGUAAUAGCAUAUGACAUUUGGUCUAAAACUCCUAAUCAACCACUAUUGAUUCUAAGCUAAUAUAACUCCUAAACUAACAUAUUGGCUUACAUAACUCUAUCAAGCGAUAUGUAAUGGCUUUAUAUAGCAGACUAAUUUUUAGGAGCCACCAUCUUGAAACUUACUUAUGCAGAAAAUUAAGAUGGGUCUAUAAAAACUUUUAAUAUGAAUUUAGCAGGCUAAGUUGGUGGUUUAUAUUUUGUUGCAUAAGUAUAAGCAACUAACGACAACUAAUAUCUUUACGCUUUGGAUAGAUGGUACGGUGUUCAAAUUAUAUCUCUUUCCCCUCUAAUUUCUGCUAAACCUUCUUCUUAUCCUGUUUAAUUAAAGAUAACUUAACUUUUUUGGCCAUAUACUGAUAUGAAUCCUGUUUUUAUGGGUGCUUUAAUAUCUUCUGACUCUAAUUAUCUGAUCAUCUCCGUGAGAUCCUAAGGUCUUAUCGCCUUUGAUAUUAGCAAUAGACUUAAUCCUACUUAUUACUAUUAGAUUAAGAUUCCUGGUAUCCCUCAAUAUAUAGCUUUUACACCUUUAUAAUCAUAAAUAUAUUACACUGAUGGCACAUAAAUGAUAGUAUAUGAUAAAGUCUAGUCUAAUCUAAAUGAUGAUUUCCCUAACCUAUUCAAUGGUCACUAAUCAAAUUUGAAAGUUUUCAGCUAAGCCUACUACUAAUGGAGAUGUUACAUAACUCCAGAUACACAAUGGAUGCUUGUACCCGAAACCGGAAAUGUUAAUAUUUUAAGCAUCCCCAAUUCUGAUCCAUAUUAAAUUACCUUAUCAGGAGUAAUCAAAAAAUCAGGAAAAACUCGUACCUGCAACCUUGAGUUUUCAAGUGAUUUUAGAUAUAUGUAUCAACCAGUUAAUUAUAAUAUUAACACAAUAGACAUUUAUGAUUUGAAUACUUUAGCUUCAAAUUCAUAAUCUAUGGCAAUAACGAGUAGUCUUAAUGUUGCAUCACCAUAAAGAAAUGAGAAUAUAUCCUUUAGCAAAGAUCAAAAACUUUUAGUAUAAACAUUCGCAUAAGGAAUAUAAAUUAUAGACUCAUCAGAUAUUUUAAAUCUGAAAAUACUGACUACUUGGAAUGUACCUCUAGUAUUAAACGGGUUUCCUGGUUCUGUGGGUAUUAGCCAUGAUAAUAAGUGGGUUAUUAUAGCAAUGAGAAAUGUUGGUAUGUAUUUGUUUCUAGACAUCACAGAUCCUAAAAACCCUGUCUUAUAGAAUUAAAUAACCACAAACGGAGGAGAAUAAGUAGUAAUUUCAGGUUUGUAUAAUUUAGCCUACUUAUGCGAUGGCUCUAAUGGUCUAGCUAUUCUUGAUAUAUCAUAUUUACCUAAAAUAAAAAUAAUUAGCAGAAUUGCUAUCGACGGAUGGGCAAAUUAAUGUAAUCUAUUUUAGAAUGAAGAUUUCAUGCUUAUAUCUUCAAUGGAUUAUGGAAUGAUUACUCUAGUGAAUCUAUUAGACAAAUAAAACCCUGUAGUUUACAGUAAAUACUAAGAAAGCACCUAGCAAUCUUUUGGUAACUGCUAUUUUAAAGAUUUAUCUUAUGGUUUUUCAAUAAGCUAAUAUGGAUUAAGAAUUUUCCCUUUGAAAUCUCAAAUAAAAAUCCAUUCCUCAUUUAUAGACAUAACAAGUUCAAAUUCAAAUCCAAAAACUGUUGGUAAAUCAUCUAAUUUAUUGGUUGGCUAACAAAUAUAACUAUAGUUAAUGAUGCUUUAUGCAGUAGAAGGUUCUCAAAUAACAAAUGUGUACUAUUAUAGUAAUUACUAAAUGAAUUCUCUCCCCUAUUGGAUAAACUUUGUAAAGAGCUAAGGAUCUAUAUUAAUAAAUGUUGAUAAAUCUUCUAUAGAUCCUUCAAAUAUUUCAGGAUCCUUUUUAAAUACUCUCAUAGUAUAAGUUUCUGUUCCUAUUACUGCACAAAGCUUUAUCUAUGAUGGAUUAACAAAUUCUGCAUAGAGCUAAGCUAUCUACAAUUAUUAUUAGUAACUUGGAUUUAUCGAUGGGGAUAAUUUAGUUACACCUAUCUUUAAUCCUAACAUGCCCAUCUCUUUUAAUGUUGUUUAGCUGUCUAACCCUUAGCAAAAUUAGCAGCUUUAUGACAAAGUUAAAUUGACACUUUAAAGAGGUAUAUAUUAUAAUCCCAUUCUCUUUUACACUGCACAAUCAUUAAAGUUUGAUUUUAUGAACAAGCAGUAAAUGAUACAAACUUAUUCUUCAACAGUUCAAGUUAGCAUUACUGUUACUAAUCCUAUUAUGGGCAUUUUUGUGAACAUGCCUUAUUCAGGCGUAAUUGUUUCAAUAUCAACUUCACAGAAUUAGAUAGUAUUAUAAGGUCCUUUAUCUAAUCUUAAUAAAAUCCUACAAAAUAAAAUAUUUUUCUCUGAGAAAUCACCUCUUCUUAGUCAGGUAACUGAUAACGGACAACCUUAAGGAUUUAUUCUUUAUAUUGAUGAUGGAAUCAACUAUAGCCAACAGUAUACAAUAAUGCUACAAGAUGCUAUUUCUAGUUUCAUACAUAUUAAAAGUGAGGUAUAGUUAUAACCUAGUUAUUUAUUAUAGUAGUAAGUUAAUGACAAAUAUAGCGGAGCUAAUGUUCCUGUAAUAGAUGAAGUAUCGCUAGAAUUUUUACCUCAAACUUUCUCAGAUUAAGAUGGAUUUUAAUUAAGUUUUUCAGCUUAUUAAAAAUAAAGUGAUGAUACUUUCAUUGAAUUAAAGAGUGAUUAUUGGUUUAAAUUUUCUAAUUAUCAACUAAGAUUUUAUGGAAAUGCUCCUAAAGAUCUUUUAAAUACUAGUGUUACAUUAAAAGUAGUUGCAACUGAUGGUUACACUACGGUGUCUGAUGUUUUUACUAUCAAUUUAAAUUAGUUGCCAUUAUAGUACGUGCUGAAUUUGAUUGUAUCCAUACUAACACCACUGCUCAGUAUCUUGGGUAUUUAUAAGUAUCGUUAUGUGAUUGUCAAUUUUUUAAACUACAAUAAUACAAUUUACUCUAAAGAGACUGUUAAAACUAAUUAAGUUUAUUAUAAAAUAAUUCCACUGCUUGGAAAAAACCUUUAAAAAUCUAAGAUGAUGGUCUAGCAGUUUAUACAUCAUAUUUAAUAGCAAAAGUUCAACUCAGAAUAUUAAAAUUAAUAACAAAAUGUUCCAGAAGCAAUAAAGGAAAGUAAAAUUGUUGAAUUGUUAUUAAAAGAAAACCCAACAAAACAUGAAAGAUCUAACAAAGAGAUGGAAGCUUACAUAAAUAAGUAAAACAACAUGUAAAUGACAGACCUGCAUAAAAAAAUUGUUUAGAAGUUAACUAAAGUGUCCAUAGAUAAUAACAUAAAAUCAUAAGUAUUUAGUAAAAUUUGUAACAAAGAUGGCAUUGUUGAUAUGCAAAAGGUAUUAGAAAUAAUAGAGAAUAAUAUAAUAGAAUAUAAAUUCAAUGGAAAAAAAAUGAAGAUAUCAGAUGAUAUACAAGAGCUGAAAGAUUCCUCUAGUAUGCUCCAUAUUUGUGUGUUUUGCUUGUUAUCAAGGUUCAUUCUAAGCUUGAACUCUGAAUUAUCCUUCUUCUAUGAAUAUUUGAAAUAGUAUUCUGUUGCAUUAAAGUUUUAUUAUCCAAAUGACUGGUACAAAAACUAUAUAACCUUUAAUUAUGCUCUGAAUGAAUAAGAAUAAUAAAAUAUUGAUGACAUCAGCCAAAAGAAUAUUUUAAGUUUAUUUUAAUUUAAAGACGAUUUCAUAAAGCUUGCUCUUGAAUCAUUAAAGCAAUCUCCUUAGUAUUCUGAAGUAGAAUAAAAAUUUAAAUACAAAAAUAUCAAUCAUAAUAUUUUGAAGCAAGUACUAAUUGCUGAUGCUUUAGGAAUUGAUAGUUAACCUAUUUUCCGCUAUAAAAAAUGUUUAGGAGAAUCACUAUUAAUCGAUUUUUCUAAUAUUUAAUCGAUAGAGGCAUACAAAAAAAGUGGAUAAACUAAUAGCUGUUGUUAAAGAAAAUCUUAGUUCAACUAUACUUAAUAUGGUUUAUUUUCUAAUCUAAAGCUUCCAUAUUGGAUGUAGAUAAUAAACAAAUAAGAUUUGAUUAUUCUCUAAGGUAAACCUUCAUUGGAUGAUGUAGACAGUCUUCAAAUCAGAAUUAUUGAUAACAAAAAUUAUAUUAUCAAGAGUUAUAAUCUUGAUAUUUUGGUUUAGGACAAUAUUUAAGUGACAAAAAUCAAUUAAUUUUAGAAACAAAAUAGCAAAGACUUUAAUAGUUCUAAUAACAUACUUACAACGGCUGAUAGACCAAUAAGGUUGUUAAAUUUUAAUCAAAAUAAAAGAUAAAUCAGUUAGUUUGAAAAUUAUUCACUCAAUACUUAUAUUGGCAGCAAUGAUGAUGAGAUUAUUGAAAAUAUGAAUUUAUGUUCUGAGGCAUCUCCUCAAUAGAAAAGCUUAUUGAAUAAAAAUGUCGAAGUAAAAAUUAAGAUUGAUGAAGACCACAAUAGUAUUUAUGCCUCAAAGCGUAUCAAGUAAAAAUCAGAAAUUUGA